Ailuropoda melanoleuca (giant panda) is the source of this 3070-nucleotide messenger RNA. It is a transcript of the gene DORIP1, whose product is annotated as dopamine receptor interacting protein 1. Bases 306 to 1328 code for a protein of 340 amino acids. Lineage: Eukaryota; Metazoa; Chordata; Mammalia; Carnivora; Ursidae. The record is from RefSeq and is a predicted model, not a curated record. The transcript is spliced from 6 exons.
ACUAGGGGCUGAGGGAAGGGGGGGGAGGUCAGGCCGAAUCUUCUUCCGUAAUAAGAAGCUACGCGUCCUGCGGUCCUGGCUCCGUGGGUCGGGUCGGAUCGGGCCCGGGCGCUGGAGCUGCUGUGGCUCCCGCCGCGGCGGGUGCGAUGGAGGCCGUGCCGGAGCCCAGCACUCACGCCGGGGAGGCCCAGACAGCGAACGGUGCUAGUAGAUGAGGCGGCGGCGGCGGCAGCACGGGCUCUCCAUGAGCAAGCGGCGGCGGCGACGGGUGCGGCGGCACCGGCGGUUUUCGGUCCCCGGGGAGGAUGAAGACACUGUUUGAAGAGAUCAAAGCAUCAAUUAAAAAUAACUAUAACCAAGAUCGCUCAUUUUGGAGGCCUGUUCUUCCUUGGGGAGGUGUUUUUACUAUCAAAGCUGGCCGCAAAGCAGUAUCCUGUACACCACUCUAUGUUGAAAUAAGACUGAAAAAUACCUGCACCAUAGAUGGAUUCUUGAUGUUAUUAUAUGUCAUUCUUAAUGAAAAUGAAAAUUUCCCCAGGGAACUCUCUCUUCAUUUAGGUAGAGAGUUUGUAGACUGUUUCCUUUAUUUAAUGGACACCUACAGUUUCACAACUGUGAAGCUACUUUGGAUUUGGGACAAGAUGGAAAAACAGCAGUACAAAUCUGAAGUUCAUAAAGCUUCAUUGGUAAUUGAUUUAUUUGGGAAUGAGCAUGAUAAUUUUACAAAAAAUCUCGAAAAUCUCAUGUCUACCAUACAAGAGAGUUACUGUUCCAACUGGCGAUGCCCAACUCGAGUGCAGGAAGAUCAGCAACGUACAAUUAAUAUAAAUCCUCCCCAAGAAAUUCCUCAUGGAAACUUGAUACGACUGGCUGUGGAUGAGUUAUUCUGUUCCAGGAUUGAACUGUGUGAAGAGAGUGGGUACAGUAAAACCUUGGUUAACCGGAACCCAGCUAAUCGGACUCUCAAUUUACUGGAUUUUUUUCUGCAUUCCUCAUUUAGGAGAAAGAGGUGUGGUGGCUUAAGAGAAUUUUCCCAGCGAGUUUUCUGCCAUGGGGCACCCCCUUUUGUUGUCUUAAAUAUGCAGCAUUGGAAAUCUGAAGAUCUGGCAUAUGUACCAUAUUACUUGGAUUUAUCUGAUCACAAGUAUUUGUUGGAAGGUGCCACAUUAUUUAACAAAGAGGAACAUCAUUAUUCUGCAGCUUUCCAGAUUGAUGGACACUGGAUGCACUACGAUGGCCUCAGAAAUGUGAAUUUAAUUUUGUUAAAUAAACCCCCAGAGUUUCUCCUCCUGUCAUCAUUGGUUUAUAUUCGAGCAACAGAGAAAUAAAUAUAGACUGAUGCUAAAUUAAAUUGUUUUCCCUCCUGCCCAUGCUCCCCCAGAUGAAGGGCUUUUAUUUUGUAUAUACUUGGUAUCCAAGGAAAUAGUUGAACUAUACUAGUUUCAGAGGUGUAUUUUCCAGUGUUUAGCCCCAGGUAAAUAUUAUAUAUAGAGAAUCUAUGCAAAAAUGUUUGUAUUUCUUUUUUCUAUGUCCUGGGUUAUUUUUAUAUAAACAUACUUUAUGUUGAGAUAAGAUAUAUCUUGUAGCCUUUGUAUUUUUUAUUUAUAUGUACUCAAAAGAUUUUUACAGUUCUGUCCUUGAAACCAAGAAAAUACUUCAUUAUUUGAAUUUGCAGUUUUUCUUUUUGGAUAUUCAAAUAAAACCCGGUACAAGUCAGUAUUUCAGUUUAUAUAAAUUUAACAGUUCAAAAUAUAUGACUAUAUUUUUUCCCUACCUCACUAAAAUCCAAAGUGCACUGUUGGAUCUAGUAUGGAUUUGAAUGUAGAACUUACAGGUGGCUUAAUCUUUUUUACUUGGUGAUUUGCCUAAUUUCCCUGCAGCAGUUUUUAAAAAUACUUUGGUGAUUUUAUAAUGGCAAAUUACUUUAACCACUUGCUCUAAACUAUUAUAAACCUGCCAGCAGAUUUUAAGUGUUAACUAAAUUUGCAAGCUUAAUUAAAGUUAUUGUUACAAAUAAAUUAUAUAACUAAUCUAACAUAAUUAAAUGUAAUGGAAAUUCUCUAAUAAAAAUCUAUUCUAAAGAUAAGACAACUAUAAAUAAAUAUCAGGCAACUGGAUGCUUACUAAUGCUGGAUUAACAAUAGAAAUGUACUUUAAAUACAUAUUUAAGAGAAAACGGUACCUGGAAUAUUUUUUUUCCUCUUAAAUCAUAUUGGCAGAGAGAAAAAAAAUUCGUAAAUUUUUGGAGUAACAAACUGCUGGCUUCUUUGUAAGUAGUUAAACUGAUAGCAUGAGGGUUUGAUUUGCAAUAUAAAUCACUAGAAUUUUGUAGUUAUCAGAAAUUAUAUUUGUUUUCAAAACCCUAAGAUCUCUCUUCCUUUUGCAAUUUUAAGGAAAAAAUUAAGUAAUCUCCUCAAGGGAGAAUACUUUUUGCAGUUUAUCAACAUUCACUUUAGUGUUUAAUUUCAAUAAACAGUCCAUCUUAGGUUUUGGGUUGGGACUGCGUGCAGUAUACUUGGAGAUUUCUACCUGACAACACAGUUCACUGCCAUAUACCAAAUUGGUAAGAUUUAAUUCAGUAAAUUAAGUCUUACAUUGGCUUGGUGCCAUGCUGAAAUAACUUACAAAAAGAAUGAAUAAAUGUGUGAGUAUAACAUUGCUGAGAAUGUCUCACUUUGAGCGAAUACUGUGAAAAUUUUGUCUUGCAUUAGAUAAAAAAUAGUGAUUUAUUUUACAAAAAAUUCUACUCCAGAGUUUAUUUAAAUAGUCCCCUACAUGUAUUUACAUAGGAUUUGAUUUAUAGUGAAUUUUUCUGGGGACACCUUCUUGCAUGAAUCAAAGUAUACAACUCACAAAUAUCAGCAUAUAUCUAAGUGGUUCAUUAGCAUAAUUAUUCCUAAUGCAGAUUAUUCUUUUAAGAAUUGCACUUUAUCUGGAAUAAUACUAGUUUAUCACAAAACAAUGACUUACCUACCUCACAGGGUUGUUGUGAGGAUAAAGAUGUUUGUUAAAAUCUUGACUACCUUGAACAUGCUAAUAAAAAAUGUAUUUUUUCUACCUCGUUCAUGUA